UGUUCAUGACAUCACAUAUCAAACACUGGGAACAAAUCGCACUCCAAGCUUUCUCCAUCUGUCAGUCUGUCUGUCUCUGCAGAUUUCUACUGGUUAAAGCAGCAAGCCUCUUGUUACUCAGAAGCCUGUGUGUGCAGAGGAAAAGGCAGCUAUGAACCUUCCCUGUGUGUGCUACUUUUUACUCUUGUCUCCGGCUCUGGUUGGCAGCACAAGGCGGGGUUACGAAGAUCUGGAAAGCAAACUAAAACAGAUUUCAAUGGAAAAAAGCAGCCUCCUGCAUCAGCUCUCAAAAUCAGCAACAGACUUGCAAGGAAUGAAGUCUUUGAAAACUGAAGAAGCAGCUGCCAAAAAUGACGUGCAAAAACUUCUGGAGAUAAGCCAGAAGCAGAAAGACGAAAUGAAAUCUCUGCAGGAAGCCCUCCAGAAACAGAUCAAUGAAGCUGCAUUGAAAGCAGAGAAACAGCAGGCUGGGAUCAACUUCUUAAAGGCUGAGGUGGAAAGGAAGAGCAAGCUGAUAAAAGAUUUACAGCAAGAGAAUAAAAGUCUGAAAAACAAACUUCUGUCUGGGAACAAGCAGUGUGGCAUUCACGCAGAAGAGUCCAAACGGAUCCAGUCACAGCUUAAGGAGCUACGUUAUGGGAAGAAGGAUUUGAUUUUUAAGGCACAGCAGCUGACUGAUCUUGAACGCAAACUGCUGGCAGCUAAACAGGAAUUGGAAAAGACGGAAGGUGAUAAGGGAUCCCAGCUGAAGGCUUUGAAGGAGGUGGCACGUCUCUGUGUGUCAGGAGUCCUAAAGAACCAGCCUCCCUUUAUGAGUAUCGUCCCUCCCAGGACCACAGAGAGCGGGAUCUUAUUAACCAAAAACAGUUCCCGAUUUCCUUCCUACCAGCCCUCCAGAAAGCUCCUGGAUGUCUCCCAGACUGAAAAUACCAACUUACAAAAUAAAGGGCCGGUCCCCACUGAGGCCAUGAAGAGCAAUGAUCAGGAUUUAAUGGACUGCAGUUUGCACAAGGCUGGCAAGAAUUGUUCUACAAAUCAAGACAAUAACCCUCCUACUGAAUAGGAAAACAUCUGAAAUGUGUUCAUCUCUAAAGAUGAAAAUCUACAAGACUGAGCAACGGUUCUCAAAAUCUGUUCACUUAGAGACGGCGGUUAUUGGUCAUGAAAAUGCAAAGUUCUCUGCUACAGAAGCACUGCAUAUAACACAGUAGAAAAUUUUGUAUUUGAAAUCACUCCAUUUGCCAAUUCUGUCAACCAUUUUCAUUUACACCAGUAUUCAAUAAUGUAGCAUGCUGUGUUUUUACUGCAAGCCAGCUGAUCUUUUUUAGACAAAUAGAAUCGAAUUAAGGUGAUUAGAGAAAAGUAGAAGGCUAAUUAGAGCUCAGUUUUUAUUAGAAUUAAUGGCAAUAGUAAACAGAAGGCUGCAAUAAUCCAUUUUUCUUAUUGAAACUGUCCCAUAACAUUGAUUGAUUUGACAAAACAUGGUAUGUGAUGUAUACUGAUGCUGCAAUAGUUUCGACAAGUUCCUGUUCAUGGCAAAUUGUAAAAUCUGAUCAAUCACCAAAUCAACAAACAAGAAAAUUGCUUUAGUUAAUAACAAACUAAAAAUUAAGAGCCAAAAUUCAACCUUGCAAAGUUAAGUCAUUAGUUAGCGGGUAUGAGAGCAUUCAAGGGGAUGAUUGAAUUCUUUAACAAUAAUAACUGCCUCCAGUUAAUUAACCAUUAGCAAAGCUGUUACUUCUUUUACUAAAGUAAUUCUUCCCAAGCAGAUAUAUUUCUUAAAGCACUAAUGAAUUGCCAAUUUUUUUACCGAGUAAAAUAAUGUGUUAUUUUGCUUAAAAGAAAGACUAUCUGCUGGACAUUCUGAGCGUGUGUGAUUUUCUGAAUGCUAUUAUACUUUGGUCCCAUUUCGUACUUGUAAUAAUAAUGUGCUAGAAAACUGACAACUGAAACUUUGCAAAUCUUAAUCCAAAAAAAGAAUUUCCCAUUUAUACACAAACAACAGAAAUUAACUGAAUAUGUAGGUGAAUGGAUCUCCUGUAAAAUUGCUCACAAAUUUAAUAUUUGUGGAAGGAAUAAUCCAAAACUCCUUUACAUCUGUACAAAGUCCCAUUAAUGAAGGCAGGCACAUAGACAGGGAGACAUCUUUUGCCUCGCAACACAAGUGGCUCUUUCUGAAAGUUCAUUAUAUAUAUUUUUUUCAGUUCUUAUUUUCUUUCUUGCUCUUUAUCAAACCUACCUUCUCUUACACAUUUUUACUUAUCUUGACUUUUCCCAAGAAAUUUUCUAAUUACUCUUCAAUCUCCUUGACCCACAGUAUUGAUUUUUAUCAACUUAAUUAUUUUCUUACCAACUUACACUCAUCAAUUUUCCUGCUCUGCUCAAAUUAUAUUUAUGAUUGUGUGGCUAGGUACAGCUCCAAUGACGGACGUAAGUUUGCUGACAAACCACUGUUGAUGGCCAAAUCAAAGGUGGUAAUGAAUCGACAUACCGGAGGGAGAUUGAAAAUUGAUUUGUGUUGUACCACAACAAUCUCUCACUCAGUAUCAGCAAAACCAAAGAGUUGAUUGUCGACUGUAGGAGGAAGAAGCUGGAGGUCCAUGAACUGAACCUCAUUAGGAGAACAGAAGUGGACACUGACAUAUCAAAGGAUAUCUUUUGAGAUCAGCAUACAAAUAGCAUCACAACAGCACCUCUACUCUCCUAGAAGUUUGCAUAGAUUUGGCAUGUCACCAAAAACUUGGACAAACUUCUGUAGAUGCACAGUGGAUAUUAUCCUAACUGAUUGCAUCAUAUCCUGUAAGAUAACACCAAGCCCAGGUAUGAAAAUAGCUGCAGAAAGUGGUGGAUACAGCCUAGCCCAUCACAAGCAAAGUCUUCCUUUGACAUGGAGAACUGCCACAAGAAAGCAAUGACUAUCAUCAAAGUCACCUACCAUCCAGGCCAUGGCCUCUUCUUGCUACUACCAUCAGGCCAGCGAUAUAGAGCCUUAGGACACACACGUCCAGGUUCAGGGACAGUUAUCAUCCUUAAACCAUCAGGCUCCUGAGCUUCAUUUACCUCUGCUCAAAAAUGAUUCUAUGAACUACAAAUUCACUUUCAAGGACUCUUUCCAACUCAUGUUCUCAGUUUUAUUUUUAUUUGCACCAUUUGUCUUCUUUUGCACAUCAGUCUCUGUUUAAGUAAAUCUUUUUUCAAAAAAAAAUAUAUUGUAUUUCUUUUUUCCUGUAAAUGCUAGCAAGAAAAUGAAUCUCAAGGUAGUAUAUAGUAGCACACAGAUAAUUUGAUAAUGAAUUUACUUUGAACUUUGACAGUUGACAGAAUGAAUAUUGGUAGUAGUAGUGUUAACAAGAAAGCAAUAGAUUGAUAUUGAUCAGUUGAUAAAUGGAACAGACCAAUGGCAGAUAGAAUUUAAUCCUGAUAAGCAAAAAAUGAUGCAUUUUGAAGGGAGUCACAUACAGGUAGUAUAUACACCAUGCAUGGUAGGACCCUGGGAAGUAUUAACAAACAACAGGAUGUUAUUGAACAAGAUGCAGCACAAAUAAAUAAGAUGAUGAAGAAGGUAGUGAAUGCACCCAAAUGGUUGUUGAAGUCUGUAAUGCACUGUCUUAAAAAGUGAUUGUGGCAAUUUUAAGAAACAACUGGACUAGCAUUUAAAAAUGUUAAUGUUAUAGAAGGUUAUGGGCCAAGUCCUGAUAAAAAAGGAUUAGUGUAGAUAGACACUUGAUGGUCAGCUUAAAGGGCCUGGUUGUGUUUUAUAUGAUUCUGAGACUCGUUACCGUUUAUGUUCCUACGGAAGUUAAUUCUACUUCAUCUUCUGGCUUGGAUCUUCAGAGGAUCUUGAGGCAUGGCCUUUGUUCUGUGAGUGCAAAAAGAGUAUGGAUUAUGUUUAUAAGCAGGACCAUGGAAUUGCUUUAGAAGCAAAUCAUGAACAUGCUUGUAUAUUGAAAAUGACUUUGCUUGCUGCUCGCUUCUGGAUUAUGGAGAAUCAGGAUGAAGGUUUGACAAAAGACUCAAGAUGAGGUAUUCAUCAAGCAUUAUCUGGGAUUGAUCAGAGGGCACCUGCAAGGCAUGUAUGUGUCAAUUCUGAUCUUCUGCUGGCCGAUGACCAAAGAAUAUGAACUGAUUCAUUAUACUUUGCUAUUAUCGAAAAGGUGACAAGACGAGGACUUAUGUUUGAAACCAAAAUAAUUCUCCAUUAAAGAACACAUAGAAAAUGAUUUAAAUGUCCUCCAUUAAAUCGAUAGUCAAUUUGAAAGCCCUAAUAAGAAAGCAAAAAGAAAAUCCUUCACAGUUAGAAAAUCUCAAUAACUAGUGGAUAAUGAAGUGGAGGAAUAAAUUACUAAUGUACCUGGAAGAUAAAAAUAAUUUAUUUCGAUAAAUUUCCCAUUUACUUAGAGGCAGUAUGUAAUGGAGAAUCUCCUUUUUUGGAGAGUGGUGGAACAAAGUAAUUUCGGGAUCUGAUUGAAUUCAAGUUCUAGCAGAGUGCAAGGGAAAUUCUGCAUGCUCUGUUUUAGGAUUGGUGCAGCUGGGGGAAAGAUUUGGCAGAAAGGGAAUGAAAUACCAUUGUCAUAGGAAAGAAUAAAGCCAUAAACUAUAGACAUCUACUCACUGGCCACUUUAUUAGGUACACCAGCACACCUGCUCAUUAAUGCCAAUAUCUGAUCAGUCAAUCAUGUAGCAGCAACUCAGUGCCAUAAAAAUCAUGCAGACAUUGGUCAGGAGGUUCUGCUGUUGUUCAGACCAAAACUCAGAAGGGGAAAGAAAUAUGAUCUAAGUGACUUGGACCGUGGAAUGAUUGUUGGUGCCAAACAGGGUGGUUUGAGUAUCUCAGAAACUGAUGAUCUCCUGGAGUUUUCAUGUACGAUAAUCUCUAGAGUUUGCAGAGAAUGGUUUAAACAACAAAGCUUCCAGUGAGCACAAUAGCUCAGUGGGCAAAAACACCUUGUUAAUGAGAGGAAUUAGAGGAGAAUGCCAGAAUGGUUCAAGCUGCCAGGAAGGUUACAGUAACUCAAACAGCCAUUCAUUACAACAGUGGUGUGCAAAAGAGAAUCUCUGAAUGCACAGCAUAUGGGAUCUUGAAGUGGAUGGGCUACAGCAGCAGAAAGCCACGAACACACAAAAAUACACACACAGCGGCAUCUUUACUUGGUAGCUCCUGUACCUGGUAAAGUGGCCACUGAGUGAAACUGGACCCUUUAGUGCGAAGUGGAAAGGAAAGAUAUACUGUGCAGAUCUUCAGAGGAGAUGCAAGUAGCUUCUGUUUCCGUACAGAAAUGAAACAAAGGGGGAUGAAGGAGUGACAAUGUGCUUUAUUGUUUUCAGUUCUCAUGAGUGUGACAGAAACACUGUUGGGGCUUUUCUAGCCUGAAUCAUAACAUGCUGCAUCUCCUGGCUUAUUGUGAACAAUGCCAUAGAAGGUCCCCUCACUGCUUAAUAUUUUUAAUGCACAAUGUAACAACUGGACCAUAUGCUAAGUAACAUUUUACUAUUUGAAAUCUGAACUUCAUUCAUAAUAGAUUCAUACUUGAUAAACAAUUAUUCGUACUCAUAUUAUUCAAGCCCAAAUGAAAGCAUAAAACACAGCAAGCACUCAAUUCUGUAAGUCAAGCAUCACUUAAAGCAAGUGAGAAACUGACUUAAUGCUUCAGGCUUUUAUCCAUUUCUCUCUCUGCAACUGCCACCUGAUGUGCUGUGGGUUUCCUUAUUCCAGACUUGCUGAUACUUGACAGACUUCCAUGGAUGCACAGUGGAGAGUAUCCUAACUGAUUGGAUUAUGCAUGGAAUGGAAAUACCAACACACACACACACACACACACACACACACACACACACACACACACACACACACACACACACACACACACACACACACACACACACACACACACACACAGACACACAAAA
Molecule: messenger RNA, 5907 nt
Organism: Hypanus sabinus (Atlantic stingray)
Lineage: Eukaryota; Metazoa; Chordata; Chondrichthyes; Myliobatiformes; Dasyatidae
Gene: luzp2
Product: leucine zipper protein 2
Exons: 12
Coding region: 152-1063 (303 amino acids)
Source: RefSeq, a predicted model, not a curated record